UAUGUUUCAUAGUUAUUAAACACCAAAGUAAACUUAUAAGCAACAACCACAAAAAAUAUACUAGCAGAUUCACUAAAAGACUCUUCCUUGUAAAUCUUUGUCACCUCCUUAAUUUGGUCAUCAAAAAAACGGAAUAAUUGAAUCAGACGAAUAAAAUCCAUCCACUCCUCAAAAGAUGAAUUUAUCUAAAGGACUUAAAUUACUUAAUGUACCUUCAUUAGGAAAUGAGAAUAGUUUUAGAGGAAGCAAUUAAAAGAAUCUAUUAGUCUCUGAUAGUCCAUUGGUGUCAAAUAAUAAAGAGAAUGGGGCAUCAAGUAGAAGAUUAUAAACUGACUCUAUAUCUAUGGAUUUGAACUCUCAAGUGGUCAUAUAAGAGAAUAGGAAAUUAAAUGAAAUGAUUCAAAGAUUAUUCAAGGAGAAAUAAGAAUUAGUUACAAUAAUAGAUAAAUAAAAGAAUAUCUAAUGUAUAAUGAAUAAUUAAGGAGGAGACAAUUUGAAUUUGAAUAAUUUAAAGGAGAGAAUAGAGAGAUUAGAAGGAGUAAUUGAUUUAUAGAGUGAAGAAAUACUAUAAUGGAAACAGAAAUAUAAAUAAGCAUGUGAAUAAGAUGAGAGAGCAUAUGCAAUAGAAUAAAUGGUAUUUAUAUUAUUUUAUUAAUUAGGAAUCAUAGAUUAUGAAAGUUGUAGAGGAGAAUGAGAGAUUAAAUAAUUUAGGGAAUGAAAAAGAUAAGUAAAUAUAAGAUUUAAACAAUGAAAUAAUAAUAUUGCAGAAAAGAUUGUUUGAAUAAGAAUAAAAAAUGAAGGAUUAAUCAAAUUUAAUUAUCGCUUAUGAAGAAGAUACAAAAGAACUGAAGAGACAAUAUAAAUAGAAAUUAAAUUUGAUUGAGAAACUAGAGUAAUAGUAAUAAUUACAAUAAAUACAUUAAUUACAGUAAAUAUAGAAUUAUAGUGAAAUAUCUUCACAUUCUUCAUUUCAUGAAAAUAGGGAUCACUCUUAAAUUAUUUUGGAAUAGAUUCAGUUUUUAGAACAAACGUUAUCUGAAUUAUCUACACAAUACACUUCAUAAACAUUAGAAAAUUAGCGGUUGUUGAGACAAAAUAAUAAUUUAAAAGAGGAACUAAUAUUGCAGUAAAAAGCUUUGGAUGAAAUACGUAAUUGUAAUAAAGGAACAGUUAAUCCUAAAUUUCAAGAUGCUAAUAAGAGUUUAAAGUUAAUAAGAGACAAGAUUGCUAAGUCAUAAUAGAAAUGA
This is a messenger RNA of Paramecium pentaurelia, 1247 nucleotides long. The record is from the annotation of a GenBank genome assembly. Lineage: Eukaryota; Ciliophora; Oligohymenophorea; Peniculida; Parameciidae.